This is a messenger RNA of Adineta ricciae, 1287 nucleotides long. The record is from the annotation of a GenBank genome assembly. NCBI's taxonomy places the organism in Eukaryota, Metazoa, Rotifera, Eurotatoria, Adinetida, Adinetidae.
AUGGACGAGAAUCAACAACCAACAGAACUUGUGUCCGAACAUGGAAAUACUCUGACGACAUUUUCCAAAUCGUUCGCGCGACAAGAUGGUAGGCCACUAUCAACUCGAUUGGAGAUUUCUAUUACAUCGUCCCUUUCAUCUCUCGCCGAUACUUGCAAGCCUAUGACGACGUCAGUUUUGCUGGAAGAAACGAUUCGGAGAACAAUUGCAUCCAAUAUUCGAUCUACGGUCGUUUCUCCUUCGCCAGUACCAUUACGAACAACAUCAUGUUUCCAAUUGGAAUCGUUGAUCUUCAAUAGUGAACAGCACAUUGUUCAAUCGUCGAAAGUCAUUGAUACAUUCAACUUAACUCAAUGUAAUGUUACUCCGAGAACCAGUGUAUCGGUGGAAACAACGAUAACUGAGCAAGGUGAACCUAAGAAAUGUCAACCGAAUACAAAUACUCCUCAACGCCAUGCCAAAACUCGCCAGUUGAAAUCAGCAAAGAAGUUCAAGGAGAUUGAACAAGACACAGAACGUUUGACUACAAACACCGAUCCACAAGUAUUAACAACACCGACAGAUGAUUAUGGAUACAAAAGUGUAUUUACAAAAGAAUACGACCAAGCUAUUCUCUUGCAAGCACAUUUAGCAACCAGUAACAAUCCUAAUGACUGGAGUCUGAAAGAUUUCUAUCGCGAUGUCAAAACACAAUUCGAACCGGACACAAAUACCAAAGAAGUCUUCGAAAAAUGUCUGAAACUUGCUAGGCUGCAAGCCGUUACAAUUAAGUGGGAACAGCGUCGUCGUCCUAUUGAAGGCACAUACAAUCGUUCGAUAAAAUCUGCUGCAUCAGAUCGUACUACGACGUUAAGUUUAAGUAGUAAUACGUCAUCGAAAACUACUUGUAAUGAAAAAGAUCUGCCCGAUAGCACGGAAAUGAAACAUGAUUUACGUUGCAAUGAAUGUAAACGCUUUCUUUGCGCAGGCACUUGUACCGGCCAUUCAUCUUCUCCAUCACCGAACAUACGCGAUCAAGCGCACCGAAAACUUCUGUCUCGCUCAGCGCGAACUGCGUCUAUUCAUUCCCGUCCUCGUACGACACAACAGGUCUCGCGUGAAACGAAAUCAAAAUCAGAGCAAGUGAAGCCAGUCAAUCCCGUAGUUCUGGCACCCUCGUUCGAUGUUGCAUCACAGAUAAGACGUUCACCAACGCCAUUUGCAAAUAGUUUUCUUCCGGGCAAACUAUUCCGUUCACAGCGUCGAGACCCAGUAGCUUUAUUACCGACACAUAAAGUAUCCAGCUAA